AUGUUAGAGCAGGAAAAAGAAACCAAUAUUGCAGAAUAUUCUCUUACUAUUCCGAAGAACCGAAAAGAUAUUGCAGUCAUAAAGUUCAAGACCUCUUUUAUACAGUAACUACGUUGGUAGCCCGAGUAUAAGGGCAAUCAACACGGAAGAACAGCACCUACAAGUCGCUCCAGGAGACAGCGGAGACUCGCUGAGAUCUGUUUCUGUUUUUUGCCCAUUACCAUGUUUUUGCCCAUUACCAUGUUCCACAGGAUUUUUAAAGCUCUACCGACAGCCAGCCCAAGCAUUUAAAGAAAACAUAUUCACCACUACUUGUAAGAUCAUCUGCACCCCGCAGUUGCCAGUAAGCGAGCCAAACAAACAGAAAUAGCAAGCCCUAUCUUUACUUCCGUAUCGUGCCCCUAAGCAAAAAAGAGCAUCUCUAAUUCUUCACUUCCCUCUUUGCCUCCAUUUCAUCCCUCCAUCCUGCUUCAACACCACCCCCCACGACCCCAACAGAACCCACCCUCAUAGCGGGCCUAACAAUUUUACACCUCCACUCCCCAGAUAUCUACUUAGAAGACAUUCCCAAAGAACAUUCAAUAGACCACAAAUGGGUUCACAACCCGAUUCGACUACAAGCCUGAAUACAGAACCGCGGCAUCAUCUAACAACUCAUGGACCCAGGAUGCAAAGCUCUCGGGAGACCUUGCAAAGAGGCACGAGACAGAAGAGGAAUAUAGUGUGUCUCUAGUGAAGAACAGUGAGCAAACCACCCGAUUCUUGGAUCUUAAGAGUGUUGAAAAGGUGAUAUGA
Hymenoscyphus albidus is the source of this 795-nucleotide messenger RNA. Lineage: Eukaryota; Fungi; Ascomycota; Leotiomycetes; Helotiales; Helotiaceae. The record is from the annotation of a GenBank genome assembly.